AUGGAAUUGUCAGAUGACAUUCUCUUCCCCUCAACAUAUCGGAUGUACGGCUUCAAUGGGACCGUGACCAUCCCAAAAGGCGAGGUAACUCUGAGAGUAUCAUAUGGGGGCGUUUAUUUGGAUACUCUAACCACAUUCUGCAUAGUCGAUGUCGCCUCACCCUAUGAAUCCAUUAUUGGGAGACCCUGGAUCGCCGGAAUUAAAGGGGUGGCAUCGGCCUACCAUCAAAGGAUGAGAUUUCCAACGUAUAAAGGUAUAGCAGAGAUCAUCGGCGAUUCGCAUGCGGCCAGGCAAUGUAUGCAAGCCGAUGUUCAGAUAAAUGAGGAACGACGAGCACGUCAGCGAAGGGAGAAGAACAAGGCCAAAGAAGUCAAGGCGGCAAAAAAGCUGGAAAAGGUGAAUCGGCUCACAAUGGUCCUGCGAGAGAAUAUGGAUGCUUUCGCAUCGAACAUGCACGAUAUGGAGGGCAUAGACCCGACAAUAUGCUGCCAUCAUUUAAAGAUCGACCCAAGUUUCAAACCUGUCCGACAAAAGAUGAAGCGAAUCGCACCAGAUUUGCAGACAGCAGUCGAAAAAGAAUUAAAGAAACUGCAGGAAGCAGGAAUAAUCCGAAAAUCCCAGUACCCACAGUGGAUAUCUAACAUGGUCGUAGUACCAAAGAAGAAUGGAUGA
Messenger RNA from Papaver somniferum (opium poppy), 672 nucleotides. RefSeq lists its product as uncharacterized. The coding region runs from base 1 to 672 and encodes 223 amino acids. The transcript has 2 exons. NCBI's taxonomy places the organism in Eukaryota, Viridiplantae, Streptophyta, Magnoliopsida, Ranunculales, Papaveraceae. The record is from RefSeq and is a predicted model, not a curated record.